Molecule: messenger RNA, 1566 nt
Organism: Branchiostoma floridae (Florida lancelet)
Lineage: Eukaryota; Metazoa; Chordata; Leptocardii; Amphioxiformes; Branchiostomatidae
Product: signal recognition particle 54 kDa protein
Biological process (GO): SRP-dependent cotranslational protein targeting to membrane; SRP-dependent cotranslational protein targeting to membrane, translocation
Cellular component (GO): signal recognition particle, endoplasmic reticulum targeting; cytosol
Molecular function (GO): endoplasmic reticulum signal sequence receptor activity; GTP binding; GTPase activity
Source: RefSeq, a predicted model, not a curated record
CACUCGGACUCAGUGCCGCCAUCUUGGACACUGGAACUCCUGACUUCUGCACUUCCGCAAACGAAACUUCGAGAAACGGAGAGAUAUCUGUAGAACUGCUGGGUAUAUACAAUCGUUAUUGUGAUGUCGACUGUCCGAGGAUAAUAUCUAACAAGCUUGACUUGAAGUCAUUUUGACGGUUUCAGUUUAUUUGUACCACGUCGACGGAAGUCGGGGCGAAACCUGCCAGUCGGAGACUGAAGUGCAGACGAUUUCUGUGCUGCGCAACUUUGUAGACCCUUCACCUGCCUUCCCUUUUCCUUCUCUUUCGCCGGUAUAAGUGAGAACGUCGGGUCACCAUGGUGUUGGCAGAUUUGGGCAGGAAGAUUACGAACGCGUUGCGGUCCCUCAGCAAUGCCACUGUUAUCAAUGAGGAGGUGCUGAACUCCAUGCUGGGGGAGAUCUGCAGAGCUCUGAUUGAGUCAGAUGUCAACAUCAUGCUGGUCAAGAAGCUCAGGGAAAAUGUCAGAGCAUCUCUCGAUCUUGACGACAUGGCAGCAGGUCUGAACAAGCGGAGGAUGAUCCAGUCUGUGGUCUUCAGGGAGCUCUUGCCUACUAUUACCAGAAGAAAGGAUGGAAAAGCUGUUUGACUUGUGCCGACACUUUCAGAGCAGGUGCCUUUGACCAACUGAAACAGAAUGCAACAAAAGCCAGAAUACCUUUCUAUGGCAGCUACACAGAAAUGGACCCUGUAGUGAUCGCAGCAGAAGGUGUGGAGAAGUUCAAACAGGAGGGUUUCGAGAUCAUCAUAGUGGACACCAGCGGCAGACACAAGCAGGAGGACUCUCUGUUCGAGGAGAUGUUACAAGUGUCAAAUGCUGUUAGCCCGGAUAAUAUUGUGUUUGUCAUGGACGCCUCUAUAGGACAGGCCUGCGAAUCUCAAAGCUGGACAGCCUGGACGGAGCUAAGAUGCUGCAGCGACAGUCGGGGCGCAUCGCUCGGGUGGCCAGAGGCGCCGGGGUGUCUGUAAGGGAAGUGCAGGAGCUCCUGUCUCAGUACACCAAGUUUGCUGCCAUGGUCAAGAAGAUGGGAGGCAUCAAGGGCCUUUUCAAAGGUGGGGACAUGGCGAAGAAUGUGAACCCCUCCCAGAUGGCCAAGCUGAACCAGCAGAUGGCCAAGAUGAUGGACCCGAGAGUGCUGCAGCAGAUGGGAGGAAUGGCAGGACUCCAGAACAUGAUGAGGCAGUUUCAGCAUGGAGCAGGGCAGGCCAAGGGGCUGGCAGAUCUUGCUGGGCUCAACAAGUGAUGGGAAGGAUGCCUUCAGUUUUAUCUCAGUGAGGGAAGGAAUGUAUCUUAUACAUGUACAAUGGAAUAAGCUGUAUGAUGUGAAAGCAUAAUCUCCAGGCAGAUUUACCAGUGGCAUAAGAUAGUAUCAAAGCUGGCCAAAGGGAGUCAUCAGCCUCCGGUAGCCAAACACACUCCUAGGCUGGCUUCGCUCCUCUGGCAGCUUUGGAUACUAUCUUAUGCUACUGUAGGAUCUGCUUAGAGAUUAGUGACAGCCGGGCAAUGGUUUGAAAUGGUUUGAUUG